This is a messenger RNA of Grus americana (Whooping crane), 13632 nucleotides long. RefSeq names its product KIAA0408 ortholog. Bases 6718 to 8820 code for a protein of 700 amino acids. NCBI's taxonomy places the organism in Eukaryota, Metazoa, Chordata, Aves, Gruiformes, Gruidae. The transcript is spliced from 6 exons. The record is from RefSeq and is a predicted model, not a curated record.
UCUUCUGAGAGAUGUGGGCUGGCUGCAUUCUCUCUGUGCUCUAGAAAAAUGGCCACACUACAGUCUGACUUGAACCGAAGAGAGCGACGCUAGUCACCUUGUCUGAUGUCAAAUAUCUUUGCUUAACAACCUAGUUUAUCAGAUAACAUUUUCCAGUCUGUAGCCACCAGGACCCUGGAUUUUCUCUCCAGGUUUCAGAAUGAGUUUCAAAUGAACAUGGUAACUCUUGGCUUGCUCAGUGACCUGUGUCCAACCAUGCCAUUGGUAGUGAGCAACCAUAGGUGAGGGAAGCUUGUGUACAUAGGUGUGCAUCAAUAGGCACUGAAUAUUCCUGUCCUGCCUACAAGAUGCUGCACUGAGAGUGCAGGCAACUCUUGAUCUUUCUAUCACACUAAACAUAGGCAGUUCCUACAAACACUAGAUCUCUCACUAUGUGAAAACCUCAUCUGAAAUGCCCCAUGGAGGUCAGUUUUCUGUUUUAUUCGACCUAUGUUGAAACCGGCAGGUCCCACAAAUGUGAAUUCGCUGAAGGUGAUAAUUUACAAGUAAGUGUAUUAAUUUUUUUUUUUUGUGCAGAUGCCAUGGUAAAUAACCUAGAAAUAAAUAGUGGUAAUAAAUAAAGCAGCUGUUUUUCUAGCUGGCAGUAAGAAUUUCCUUUGAUUUAUCAUGCUAGCACUUUGUUCACUUAACCCAUUCCCUGGUGAGAACAGUUUGUCUCUGUGCUUGGGUUGUGCUCUGCUACCUGAAACAGUAGAGACACCGUAUUGAGACAAACCCCUUGGAGGGAAGCAGAGGUUGAGCAAUAGAAUUUAUUUUAUGAGAACAAAAAAAAUAGUAAACUCACAAUAUUCAGUAUUAAACAAAGCUUGUGUUUUUCCCCUUGUUUGUCUAGCUUUUCCUCAGCAUACUCUGCAGGUGUGGUAACCUUGAUCAGUUAAAUCACUUAACCUUGAUUCAAUUCUUACCCCUACUAGGGGAUGUUGUCAUCAUUAUUUAUUUUGUAGUUAGCAAGAUAUGACUAAAGGAAAUGAUAACCAAUAUAUAUGAGAUUAAUAGAUAGCCUUGCCUGGUGUCCUGAUUAAAGAGAAAGUCAAGCCCAAAGUAAUUUUGAGGAGUUUCUAAGAUGCUCAAAUUUAUGCUCAAUUAAUUACCUAAAAGUUAAGUUCCACAUAUUAGAAACUAUUGUGGCAAGGUAUGGUCAAGCUUAUCAUCCCUUCACAAUGAAUGUCUGUAACUGUAAACAUAGUUCUCCAGUCACUGGGAAAAGGCCCUUUUGUUGCUUUUCUAUUAACUUCUGUAAGAUAUUUUUCAGCAACUGCUAGAGAAUUUUUUUCCCCAUGGAUUUGCAAUUUGGACAUUAAAAGAGUAAUAAUUUGGAGCUUAUACUUGUCAUAUCAAACCUUAGCACACAACUGACUUUUUGAGUUUCUUUCUGGUUUAGUGUCUCCCUUGGGGGAAGAAAAGACCAUUUAGACUUUCUUAAAUGUUACUGGGUCAAUAUCUCAUACAAGAGAGAAAAAUCAUAUUAAUCCGAUCUGAAGUUCUGGGCUUUCAGAUAUUAACCCAAACUUGUUUAUACCUUUCUCAGCCUUGUAUGUAAUAAAGAUGAGUAGAGAGGUUUUGAUUUACACCAAGUGUGUCAGUAACAGUAUUACUGUAAAGUAGUAGGAAAGUUUAGUACACUGAAUUCAUACAUUGAAUACAUCUUGGAAGUAAUUGGGAAAGAUUUGAUUCUUUCUCAGAAAUCAGAAAAAGUGAGGAUAAACCUCUUGAGACAAAAGGUGGAGAUAACCUCUGUACAGGACUGGCAAUUAUAACCCCAUUGAUUUCUCACAGUGGUUUUUCUUGCAGAUAGCUGGAGCUUUCCUCAUCCUAAUUCUGUCAGGCAUCAAGAAAGCAAAUCAAAGCCAAGACUUUUUGGGACAUUUAGGGAGCUAAUGCACAGGUUACAAUCUGAAAUUAAAGCAUACUGAAGCAUCAAAAAAUCAUUUUAGAAGCUCCCCACAGUCUUUGAAUCUGUGAUGAGCAAGGAAAGUGGUGAGGACCCCUGCAAACCUCAGUACAGAGAAAUCUCAAUGAGAAAUGAGAUGAUGUGUUUUUCAUGUCCUUCUGCAUUCAGCUUCAAGGGAGUGAUUGGAGAUGCUUACCUGCUUUGCACCAGAUAUUGCAGAGAAGUUCACAGCCCUCCAUUUUUUCACUAUUUUAAAAGCUGCUGAGAAAGCUAAUAAAGUCAGUAUGGAUAUCUAUCCAUAGCCAGAAGAUAACAUCUAGCCAAAAAUAUAAGUGUUCAGAGUCUUGCUAAGUUGAAAUUACUUGAUCUCACAAAGAAAUGCAAUAAUUAUAUUUGUCAAAAAAAAGAAGCAGAUUCUCCCCACUCAGUUACUGGUCUGGUGGGCAAAUUGCACCUCACAGGUGAGGGAGUAAAUGCGGCUGAACACAUCCACAUUCUCUAGCAGGAGUGCACAGGAGUCAGGCAGGGCAGAGCCAGACAGAACAUUGCUGAUUCUCUAGAUUCUGUGUGCCACAUGGCUUGCAAUUCUGAAGAGUCAUAAUAAUAAGAAUAUAAGAUUUUGGUUUUAUGUGGCAACAAGCUGGAUAUGCCAGGUUACCUAUGAGUUCAAAUCUCAGUUAUACUGAUAGCAGACUCACAGUUCCCAUUUUGGAAUAUUCUGGCAAAAUAUUAACAUUCUGGCAAAAAUGUAAUUGAAUUUGAACCCUGAGAUUGCCUUAAUUUUUUCAUUUCUCUGAAAGAUUAAAAUUCUGUUUCCUGUCUUUCCAGGGAAUUCAUUCCAUGUUCUUUCAGAAAGAAGAGAUCUUGCAUCUAUAGACCUGAUUCUGAUAUUUUUACACUUGUGUAAAUCAGCAGUGGCUCCAAUGAAUUUUUAUGUCAUUUAGAAAAUAGAUGCAUUUUUCCUUUAAUGCAACCAGUUAAAUUUAAUUAAAUUUGUUUCCUAUUUAGAGUCACUCUGAAUGCCCUGACAAAAUACCUCUACAGAUAUUUCUUUACUGUUACUGAAAAAAUUCCCAUGAUACUAGAAUGAUCAUCUUCUCCAGGAUCAGAGAUAUUUCUUUCAACCAAAAGUAUCCAUGCCUGAAGCUCCAGUUAGAGAUAGAAUAAGUGUCUGCUGACACAUGUCACCAGUGCUUCAGAAUCAAAACUAGAAGACAGCAGGUGCUAUAGUGCAGAAAUAUGCCUGGCAGUCGGAAAAUAGAAAAUUGCCAAAACCAUGGCUGUCUAAAUAUGUGUUAUAAAAAGAGAUGAACUGCACAUGAACUUUGGGAGUUGUUUAUGAAAACAAGCAGAGCUUUAGGAUAUUAGAUGCCCUUCCCCUUAAUCACCCCAGAAUCUGAUAGGUGAGUAGGAGACUUCUAAAGGCAUCAGUAUCAGAGACAUAAUUCCCAUUGGCUUGCAUUUCUGUCUCUGAUUUAAUGCCAGGGGAAGUGAUAUUCAAACCCAACUUUUGCCAUUACACAUGCAGUUGCCUAUGGGGAAAAUUACAGUGGCUCUAUUUAAAGUAAACAUCUAAAGUAUCUGCUACCGAUUUCCAAUGUAACCUUGGAGAAGUGACAUGACGUAACACUUUGUUGGCUCUAUUUCUGCACUAAGUUAUAUACUACUGCAGAAGUGCACAAUAGUAAGAGGAGACAGAAUUUGUAUCCCCUUCUGCCCAUUUCCCCAUUUAUAUACACUCCUGAGAUGUAUUUGCCAGGAUUAUUGAGGUGUAAAAAGUAACAUCGUUCAGGAAUCUGAUCUUGUGGUUGGGUUGAUUACAAUGGCAGCAGCACUGUUCUUCCUUCUUGUUACCAAAUUGAUGUGGACAUAGCAAAAUGGAUGUGCUAUAACCAAGCUAAGUACAGCAGAACUGAAGAUGCUCUGAAAUGAUCUGGAGUGCAGACAAUUAACCAGAAUACACACUACCCUGAGCGUGUAAUCGGAUUAUAGCCCAUGCUGAAACUCAUGCUCCUUUGUCUUCAGUCUUGCGUGGUGAAGAGAAAUUUAGCAGAGGCCUUGUUUAAAAUGCCCUUGCACCUUUUUUGUUGAGUUGCUGACUUUUAACACAAGCAGAGCUGAUACCAGGUAUGGACAAAGUACACUUUGCCUGUGGAAGCAGUGUGUUGGACAUAAUAAACCUACAGAGGCCUUCCUGCUUAUUUUACCUGUGCCGGAGGCCAGAAAGCCGUAUUUGCUGCUUUGUCUGCUGCUGUUGGGGGAGGCACAGUCUCUGCUGGAUAACCUUUUUUCCUCCAAAGCAAAAAUCACUACUGCUACACUUAAGGGUAUCAGGAACAAUGAGCCCAGAUUUUUCGAGCUUGCUUUGUGGGCUUUUUUUGUCCCAGCUUUGCUCUGCCUUUCCCAUAUUAGGAUGAGUUUAACCUGGGCCUUUGACCUAUGAGUGGGAUCCAGCUCUUGUCUCCUAAUGAGCCCCUCAGUCUCACACAUUUCUAAUCCCUCACACUGACAGAAAUGUAGGAUUUUGCCUGAAUGAAAACUCAAGCCUGGGAUUUCGUCCAUUGUUUUCUUUAAUUUUACUGUGUUUUACUUCAAAGAGUUCAUGUAACAAGACAAGGGGCAUUGAGUUAGCAAUAUUAAAGACACAAGAAUAACAGCCUAUGUUGAUGGAUAGGAGUAAAAACCCAUGUCUUCAGAAUCUGUCUUCAUUUGCAGUGGUGCAGCUGUGCUGUCUUUGGGGAGGAGGCAGCGCUGUGGCACCCAGCCUCCAGCUCAAUUCUGCUCCCAGGCACUUGGGCUUCACUCCCAGCCAUGUCAGCUGGUGUGUUUGGACAUAACCUCCCAGAAAAAAGUCAUACUGUUGCUUUAUGAACAAGGAAAUUUCAAAUCCUCAGAGUUCAGAGGCUGAGGAUUUUCUUCAGGAGCGUUCAGUCAUGUACUUGGGCAUCUUUGUUCACUUUUUAGAUAAUCUUUGAAAUUUUCACAAAUAGCCUGAGUCCCAUUAUUUAUGUUAUGUGGGAGCAGAAUAAGCACCCAAGUAAUGUAUUCACUGAGACUUAGAGCUAGACCAUAUAAGGAGAAAAAAUGUGUUUUCCCUGAAACCUGCUUUGGUAUUUACUAUAAAAUGCACUCAGAGCUAAAAUCUUUAUGCUGAGUGUGGAUUUCAUCACAGAUAAAACCUUAUUGUUCUAAGGAGGAGAGUGCUGACUAAGCAAAGGAUGUGUGAAUCCUCAUAUCAUGUCCUUCGUCUCACUGAUCCUCUUAUCAGCUGCUCUGCCCACAAAAAUAUGUCACUCCUGCUUAGUGCAUUCGAAGACACCCUUCUGAUAGCAGAAUUUGCCCAGUUUCAUGCUGCGUGAGUGAAGUAUUUGGUGGCCCUUCUCCAGUUACACGUGGGGACAAAUGUUCCCCAAAAUGUGAAUUUUCUGUCUAUGGGUGGUCUCAGCCACUGUCCACAGACACCUCCAAGCACAAGUACCCGGCAGGGCAGUGGUAUGUGCGUGAAGCUUCUGCCCCGGGGUCUCCCUCACCGUGCCAGAUGAAAGCAAUUUGACACGUAGUGCAACAGGAGAGUUACUGUGGUAGGCAGGGACACGAGGAGCAAGCUGAGCUCCUCCGGCCUGCAGCUCAGCAGGGGGAGCAGCUAAAUUUCACUAUGCUGGCUUCAGGGUCUCCUGUGGACUUUCACUUGCUGGAUCAUUUUUGUCACACACGGUCCCUUCCCUCACCCCGCACUGACACUUGCUAUGGGCACUCCCAGUGCUUUAUAUCUGGGCCGAGGUGGUUUUGGACCUUCCUUGCUAGCCUUAUGCCAGGGAUGAGUUUCCCUGUGCAAGGGAGAUUCUCCAUCCAAUUUCAAGUGCUUUGCUUUGCUGAGACACAAAGUAUCUUAACAGACUGGAGGAUCUGAUCCAGAAACCUUAUAAAGUAGCAGGAAUAUUUGGGUAUAUCCCAAAGAAAUUAUUAUCACCAUUCCCAGAAUGCAAGACAGUAGGAUUACACAGUGCCCAAUAAUCCUGCACUUCAUAAAUGAUAAUGUAUUUAGAAUACAGAAAAAGAUUGCAGGGAGGAGUGGUGUGCUUUUAGCUCUUUAAGAGAGCUGUUAGCAAACAAAACUGCUGCUUUCAGCAAACUCCCUUUACAAAGCAGUUUAUGAGGAUCAAUUUGCCAGGCUCAAAAUGAUCGUAUUAAAAAAUACAACCCUGAAAACUGGGUCUGGAAGGCAGCAAAGAAUCUUCCUUUACAACAUGGACGCUAAUAAAAGAAACCUAAAAUUGCCUAUUGUCAUAGCUUUAAUGUUAACACUGGCUGCUUUGGCAAGCUUUAAAGACUGGACUGUACUAUAAAACCUAAAAAUGUCCUGGACUUGGAGUUGUUUACACAAAAUAUGAGGAGAUAUAAAGUUACAGAGCUGGGGGUUGGAAGAGAUGGCUUUAAAACCGUCCUCCAUGCACUGACGUCACGUGGAAGCCAGCUGCUGGGAUGAUGCUGAACGGAACUGUUUUUCAGUUUGCAAAAGUUGUGGAGUUAUUCAAAGAGAGUUGCAAAUGCUGCCCCAGUUGAAAGGUUGUCUCUUGCUUUGUGUUCUUAUUUCUUUUAAAGAUCAAGAUUCACAGAACUGGAUCCCAGCUAGCUAUGCAUUUCAUUGCUUUCACUGCUGUUUAGAAAUGGACUGAAAAACUUCUAAAGGAUUCCAUGAAAGGAAACAUUCAGGGAAGAAAGAAAAAAAGCAGAGCUAUCUUCUUGCUAUUACACAGACUGUAACCAUGGACUUGCGUAAACAACUGGAGAAUACUGAGAGGAACUGGAAUAAAGAGAAGAUGGAGUUGCUGGAGAGAUUUGACAACGAAAGGAAAGAAUGGGAAUGUCAAUGGAAGGUCAUGCAGAAGAAAAUAGAAGAGCUUUAUCAGGAGGUAAAACUUAGAAGAGAGAACAAUAUGAACGUCCAUGAUAAGGCCAUUCAGAGCAAGAUGAUGCAGUUGUCCAUUCAUUCCCCUACUUCGGAAGAGAGUGACACAGUGGAGCUGAACUAUCAACACAAUGUGGCAAAUGACAGGAUGGAAAAAGGGAGUUUGCUCUGUAAGACAGGACACGAAUGUAAAGAAACCAGAGCCAAGAGCAGAAACAAUACUCUGUUAAUGGACAAUCUGGCCUUUGAGAACUGUGAGGAACCUGAAGACAGCCUCAGCAUCAAAACUUCCAAGAAAAAUGCCAAGAAUUAUAUUGGUGAUCUCAAUGUAGCUCUUAAAGAACUUGCCAGAGUCAGUGAAGAAUUAUGCAGCUAUCAAGAAGAAAUUCGAAAGAAGUCCAACCACAGAAGAAUGAAGUCACUUCCUUUCAUGGGGGAAUUUGAGGAAACCCAAACCACAGUUAUUCUGCCUGAGAUGAACCAUGUGUCCAGCAAUGAAUCACAGACUUCAGUUGCUUUUGAAACAGAGGAACAUAAUAAUAGGAAGAAUCUGAUGACCUCCACCAAGACUUUGAAGGACAUGUCUUAUGGUAGUCUUACUGGUGACAGAGGAACAGACUUCAGACCUUGGCAAAAGAAAGAAGCUCCACCAGUUCCUCCACGGAGCACUUCUCGGCACCUGACAAACUCACUUUCUGCAGUUGUACAGCUCUCUGAAGCACCAAUAAGAGAUUCAGGCAUCAAAAGCAAUUGCAAGGCUCAGGACUGUAGGAGCGGAAGGAAACUGAUGAAUCCUUCACCUAUAAACCAGAACGAAACAGCAGCAGCCUGUGCAAAUGAAGGGCAGGCUAUGAAAGGUCCUGUGAUGGUAACUGCCUCAAUACCUGUAACCAAAAAUGAGUGCAAUGUACCAACAGGUUUCUGCCACAACACGUGGGCCUAUGAUGUGGGCAAACUUGGAAAAGACAGUAAAAGUGAACCUUCUCCACUGUCAGCUCAAAAGAGUUGUUCAGAUGGAAAUAUGGCCCAAAGCAACAAGAUACAGGAGAAACAAAAUCCCAAGUGUCACAGCAGUCCUUAUUACAGUAACAACUUUUAUGCCCCUGCUACCCUGCACAAUGAUCUUUUGGGAGACUCUAGGUAUAUUUUGGGAAAGACCCAAAGAAAUGAAACUUUAGCGGCAAAGAUCGAUGAGUUUAACCGCACUGUAUUUCACACAGACAAACGUAACAACGCUUUGCAAGAAAACCAGGUGCCUCGAACAGCAUCAGAAGAUCACACACCCUGUGGCCCACUGUGUGAGUCUGCUAUUAGCAGGACAGAAACUGUAAAUACAUCUUGUGUUUCAAAUCCCAAAUUCUCUGCAGCAAAGGAGCAAGAAAGUAGCAACACCAGCAAAGCUGUCAGAACAGCAGGGCAACAAAAGCAAAUAAAUGGACUUCCAAAUACUAGUGGUUAUAGACACAUGCUUCAUGAGCAUGACUGGAGACCAAGUAAUUUAUCCGGUCGCCCGCGUUCAGCUGACUCAAGGUCUAACUAUGGUGUUGUUGAAAAGAUUUUGAAAAACUAUGAAAAAUCAACAGUGACUUCUCCAUGUAAUGAAAAAUGCUGCAAAGAGAAGUGUACACGGGCAAAUUCUGAAUUCACUGAUGUGGGUUGUGAGACAUUGAGUCAGUAUUUAGAAAUGCUCCAGAUUGAGCAAGGAAAGCAACAAUUUCCGAGGAAUUCAGCCAGGCAUAUUGGGCAGCAACUCAAGCAAGGAAAAGAGAAACAAAAGUUACCAGAGGUAUCUGUGCCAGCUAAAUGUUCAAGUGGGAAGGGUUUCUCCCGGCCCGCUCGGCCAGCAAAUCGACGCUUACCUUCCAGAUGGGCAUCCAGAUCACCGUCAGCACCACCUGCUGUGAAAAGAACAGCGUACAACUGCUCUGUCUCCUUUCGGUCAGAGACCUCAGUAGUCUGAACCCAGAGCUGGGUUGGAUGGUGUUGUGAAAGCUCUACGCCUCAUUGUAACUGUGUUCGGUAUGUGUCAUAGCAACCGGUUCUACACUGUCGUAUCGUGUCCAAGAGUGACCCCCACCACAUGCCGGACAAAGCAUUUUGAAUCUUAGGUCAUCAUCACCACAGUCUUCAGUGUUUUUAUUGAGAUGAAAUAACUAUACCCCUGGUUUUCUCUGUUUUUUUGGUAAUAGCUCACAAGGAAUUUCUUUUGAAUGGCAUCUUCCUUAAUUUGCCAAUCAAUUUUGAGUUGAAACAAUGUAUAGUGCUGUAUAUUCUGACUCUUCUGCAAACAGCAGAACGUAAAGCUGUAUGCAUGACCAUGUGUUCGUAGGUGCAUGUGUUGGACUAGGAAGUAUACAGGUCUGUAUUUAGAAGAGACAAACUGUGCUAGUGUUGACAUUGAAAUUACAACCUAUAUGCCUACGUAUAUAUAUACUUUGUGUUUAUUUUAAAAAGUUUGAAAUAUACAGUCCUGAUGACAUUUAUAUUUUGUAUAUCUUUUACAUAGGUUCACAGGUGUAGUAUUUAAUGUACAAAAACUAAAUAUGCAUUUUUGUGACUGAUUGCAGCGAUAAUGCCUUGCACAAUAUGUAUCUGAAGCAGACUAGCUCGACUGAUUAGUCAGUCAUGCUUCACGGCAUCCUCAUUUGGUUUCCUAACCCUUAUGAUGCUAGGUCAAAAUACCCAAACAUAUUUUUUCUGAAUUAAAAUAUUAUAUGAUUUGUAAUACGUUAGCCUUUUUCAGCACCAGAGACAUUCCUGAAAUAUUGCAAUCCCUUUAAAAAGCUUAAAUGUGCCAUUAUAUAUAUAGCAUACUGUAAACACUUCAGUAGUUUCAACUAGUGUAACAUACAAUUUAUGAAGGGAAGAAAAGGGUUGUAUACGCUCAAUUCUGUAAAACUUAUUUUUCCUUCUAGGAUUAUACUUUGAGGUUUGGCAAAGUCAGAUAACAAUGGGCUUGUUUACUUUCACUCAAGGAAGGAGAACAAGGGCCGUUGUUGUUCUUCCCAGUGCUGCAGCCACACUCCUUUUUUACUCUUCUAGACUAGGGUGCCUGGGCCACUUGCUAACUCACUGCUCCCGGACUGACUCGUGGCAGUCAGUUACGAAGUUUACUUGCAUUCUGGCAACCAGUUGCAUCUAGUAUGGAAAUAUUGCGUUGAGAUAUGAUCACAAUGGUGCCCGAAAUCCUAGAUGCAUGGCGUUGGAAGUACGUUUUUUGCCAUCACUUGACUCAGUAUUAUGGGCCAUCUGAAUGAUGUGCGCAGAGCCUGGCUUAAUCCUUCCCAGAGCAUGAAAGAAAUAUGGAUACUACCCAGACUCUUGCUGAACUUUCAGAAAGACGGUGUCCUUCACCCUGGAAUUUUUGCACCCUUCUCUAGGCUGUUACUGGAUGCAUAGUGCGGUGAUGAUGAUAAAUGUUACCUUCAAACAGCAUGUCUAGGGUAAAAGGAGUAAAGGAGGCACUUCUUCAACAUCAGCCUGAUCUUGUCUUGCAACUUCUCUUCUUCUCCUGGAGAAACAUAGUGUGUUCAAAGGAAUUUCCAAAAUCAUCCCAGGAUCCAUUAAUGUGCACAUCUUCUUAUGUGAAUGUAAAAAGGAUUUCAGAGAGAGUGUAGGCUUUUGUCCUAGUGAAUUGUAUGUGUGGCAAUAUAGGGAAAAUUAGUUGUGCUUAAUUUGAUAGUGACCUAUUGUCCUAUUCCUGUCAUGUUGAGAAUCCAUACCUUUUUCCUUCCUUUUAGGGUUGCCUUCUUUCCUCUGCACAACUUUGGUUUUGCAGAGAGAGAAAACAGGAGGCCAUGUGUUCUGAGCAAUACAGCCUGUAUGGUAAUAUCAGUAACUUUUCAGGCACGCCAGUAUUGGAGCAAGCAGGCAUUAGAGCCAUGAAUCCCACCUUAUCACACCAGUGGGGCUGCCUGCAUGGCAAAAACAUGCUCGGAGUAAUUUGCCCAGUCUAGACUUCUGGUUCUUUCUAGGUGUGAGUAGUGGGAAAUCCCACAACAAUUUAUGAAGGCUUCAAACAGAUCAACAGUUCAUCAAAAUUUACUCAGGCAUUAUUGCAAAGUUAUUACUGGAAAAGAUACAAGGACAGAAAAUCUUGAAGAAAAUUUGUACAGUUUGGACAGAGACAAAAAUCUGUGUGCUUGAGUCAAGAGUACUAUGAAUUUGCCUGUUUGCCCUAAUUUAGAGAUUGCACUCCAUUAACUUCCUUAGAACUAGAAAAAUUAGAGAUGAUUCAUAGUGAAUUUGGAACAUGGCUUAAGAUUCUAGUUAACUGUGGAAAUUAGCAAACCAAAAUGCCUUGCAAAUUGACCUUUUAAAUGCCUAAGUAGCUGGGCAGCUUUAAAUACCUAAGGCUGAGGAAAGGGUAAUAUGAGAGAAUUGUAAAAAGAUGGUUCUUAAUUUCAGUCAGCGUUGACCGCAAUAAAACAUCUUUAGGUUACCUUCAUGGUAAAGUUAAGCAGUUUCAUUCUGAAAAAUGGUGGUGCACUUUUGUUUGAAGUAUGUAACUACGAAAGUGUUUCCCUUGAUUAGUCAGUGAAGGUGUUUCUUUAGUUCCCUUCAGUUUCUUUGAUCGCCUUUGACAUAUGUCACAUUGUUGAAUAAGAGAGAAAGAAUCAAAUACCUACAACAUUCCCUGAUAUAUGUAAGUUUAAUGAACAGAAGGUUUUUGAAAUAAACUAAUAGGUCAAGGACAAGCCCAUUUUGUCAAGAUUUUCUGUGUCCGUCUAAUUACAGACAUGGGUUCUGAUGCCCAAAAGUAUCAAAACUGGUGAUUUUGGUCUGCAGGUGGCUACCUGGACAUACCAAUUUUAGAAAAUUGCCACUGACACUGUUUAAAUAUUCUCUUCAACUACAUCCAUAACAAGGCUAGUGCACUGUGGUGAAUAUUUUAGUUCCUAGAACUGUGAUUACUGAACCAUACUAAUGGCUUUAUUGCACUUAUUUGCUAUAGGGGGAACAGCUCUAUUGGACUUUCAGGUUCCCCAUGUUAUCUCUGACAAGGAAAUAUAGUUACCUUGGAAGCUCUGAAGCAAGAGACUCUCUACACACACACGCGCGCGCGCAAAUGAUCUAAGUAUAACUUGACCUUUCUAUUAAUCCUAGUGUCACCUAUGGAAGCGGUGAGUUUUGUAACCCUGUUUUUAAAAUAGGUUUUUAAUAUUAUUCCUCCAUAUGCUGUCUAAAGUCUUAAUGCAGCUAUAGGUUCCUCUUGUGCUCUGAACAAGUCUAAGACUCUCUUUAUUGCACGUUUAAUACUGAAAUAAAUGCAGCGGGUAGUUUUCAAGCUCCCUGCACACACAGAGUCAGCUGCCCAUUGAAAUGGGGAUGUCACUAGGAAUCAGCCGGCUGGUACUCAGUUGACAGAAGGCAUCGUUCUCCCUCACACUGGGAGAUGGAGCCAUCAUCUGUCCCUGAGACCCUUUCAGGAGCAUGGCAGAGCAGAAACACAUAGAGAAGAGUCAGUUAGACCUUAUUUACAUAUGCAACAUAGCAGGCCACCUGAAGGCUAGAAAACUGGCCUGACUCAGAGCCUCUGCUAGAGGAAGAAGGAGUAGAGGAAAAAAAAUUGCCUUUAAAACCUCUGGAUAUCAUUCCUCAAACUCAGAGUACAUUUCCACUAAACGUUUUAUCUUUCCAGUGUUAGUGACAGACUUCUUAUAUAUCUUUAAAAUGUUACUGAAAGGGUGAACUUUGCUUUUCUCCAGCAACAACACAAUUAUCUUUCACUAUUGCACAUACUGUAAGGGAGUUAGCUGUUAUAUAUAGCAAAGACUUGGCAAUCAGUGUAAUAUAAUUUUCCAGAGCAUUCAGAGCACCAAUUUAUUUCUCGGUUGUCUAUUUUAAAAAAUGUUUCUGUAAAUAGACAUUUUGUAUCCAAAUGUCUUCAACAGCAUUUUAGCAAAGACCUACAGCAACCCAGCAGGCAGGCCAUUUCCCUUAGACUUUUGUUAUUUCUGGACCACCCUAAAUUUCCUAGCAUGCAAGAACUUAUGCAAUUCUCACAGUGCUGCUAUGCAAAGAAUUUCUUUGGCUUUGAGAUCUGUAAUAUACAACUCUAGCCAUUAUAUUGCUGGUAUUCUCUAUUGGACUAAUCUGUAAUGGUGUCUUUGGUUGUGUACAUGCUCUUUAAACUGGAAGGCAGAAUGCAUUUGCUCUAAAUGCACUAAAUCAAAGCCCCUUGUUGCCUCUGGUCUUUCCACCCCUCCUCAAUUCCCAGUGGAUGUAUACUUUUAUGUGGUUUAUUGCCAUUGGUCUAUAUGUAUAUGCCGUACCAUAGGCCUUUCUAUUUGUACUGCCGUCAAAAUAUUUUUUGGACGGCCUAUUCUAAAAAGUGCUGAUAUUCCUAUUGCCAUUCACUAAUAUAUUAGAACUUGAUCUAUUGUUUUGCAUCACUAAAAAUGCACUUUCUUCAUUAACUGUUAGUGGUAUACGUUAUACAAAACUUGUGCUCUUGUUUUUUGAAAUGAUGAUUAAUCUGCUUUUGAGGUUUGCUUCCACCCCUCUCCCUCGUACCUUGUCUGUUCUGCAAAGUACUUGCGUCAGCAGAGAUGUGUUUCUGAUGUGUAUGGUUGAUCCAAUUGCUGUGUGGCUAUGGGAGCUCAUACCUAAGGGUGCCUUGCUAACAAUGUUACUCUCAAAAGAAUUGUAUCAGAAUUUCCGUGGGGUAAGAGAGAUCGAACCCCUCAAUAUGAUCAAAGUGAAAGUGUGCAAAUAAAAAUCAGAAAGAAAACAGAAGAAUCAAAGAGGAGGGUGCAACACUUGUAGUAAA